This is a messenger RNA of Lagenorhynchus albirostris (white-beaked dolphin), 1957 nucleotides long. It is a transcript of the gene TM7SF2, whose product is annotated as transmembrane 7 superfamily member 2. Gene Ontology annotation, molecular function: oxidoreductase activity, acting on the CH-CH group of donors, NAD or NADP as acceptor. Gene Ontology annotation, cellular component: nuclear inner membrane; endoplasmic reticulum membrane. Bases 215 to 1729 code for a protein of 504 amino acids. NCBI's taxonomy places the organism in Eukaryota, Metazoa, Chordata, Mammalia, Artiodactyla, Delphinidae. The record is from RefSeq and is a predicted model, not a curated record. Gene Ontology annotation, biological process: sterol biosynthetic process. The transcript has 10 exons.
CUGACCUGCUGGGCCCAGGAUGGGCCGGGGGCGGGUCCAUUUAAAGACCUCGGGACAAAAGCGGUCGCUGUCUGUGCUCCGUGCAGAGACAGGUGCAAGCCCAGCUGGGCUGGGUCCUCCGUGUCACCGAGCCCAUCUCCUGGGGGAUGGGGUGGGCUGUGUUUUCUUGACGGAUUUUUGAGAGCCCCCAACCCCCGGCGGAGCGGAGGAUACCAUGGUCCCUCAGGGCUCCCGGGCUGAGCUGGAAUUCGGAGGACCCCUGGGCGCUGCGGCACUGCUGCUGCUGCUCCCCGCCACCAUGUUCCACCUGCUACUGGUAGCCCGCUCGGGCCCGGCGCGCCUCCUGGGCCCACCCCCUUACCUGCCGGAACUCGAGGAGCUGUGGAGCCCUUGGGCGCUGUUGCUGUGUCUCACCUGGCUCGGCCUGCAGGCGGCGCUCUACCUCUUGCCGGCGCGCAAGGUGGCCGAGGGGCAGGAACUGAAGGACAAGAGUCGACUGAGCUACCCCAUUAACGGUGCUUGGGGGCUGGGUCCUUGCGCGGAGUUGUGGGGAUGGGGUUGGAGCCCCAGGCCCGGUGGGGAGGUCUAUGGAGAUGAGCCCGCGACCCCAAUUUCUAUUUUGUGCCUCUUUUACGCCCAGGACGUAGGGGGUUCCACUGGCUCCCUCCACACCCCUCCUCCCUCCACUCCCAGCAUUGCUGCCACUCUAUGCACCAGAGAAGUGGCUGGGGUGACCCUCCGAAAGCUAAAGUGUCUGACUAAUGGCUCGGGACAAGGCUUCCAGGCCCUGGUGCUGACAGCCCUGUUGGUGGGCCUGGGAGUGUUAGCCGGGCUGCCCCUGAGCGCACUCCCGGAAAUGCUCCUGCCCUUGGCCUUUGCGGCCACCCUCAUCGCCUUCAUCUUCAGCCUCCUUCUCUAUCUGAAGGCUCUGGUAGCCCCUGCCUCUGCCCUGGCACCCGGGGGGAACUCAGGCAAUCCCAUUUACGACUUUUUCCUGGGACGGGAGCUCAACCCGCGCAUCUGUUCCUUUGACUUCAAAUAUUUCUGCGAACUGCGGCCUGGCCUCAUCGGCUGGGUCCUCAUCAACCUGGCCUUGCUGAUGCAGGAAGCAGAACUUCGGGGGAGUCCCUCACUGGCCAUGUGGCUGGUCAAUGGCUUCCAGCUACUAUAUGUGGGUGAUGCCCUUUGGCACGAGGAGGCGGUCCUCACCACCAUGGACAUCAUACAUGACGGGUUUGGCUUCAUGCUGGCCUUUGGGGACCUCGCCUGGGUACCCUUCACCUACAGCCUGCAGGCCCAGUUCCUGCUGUACCACCCAGAGCCCCUGGGGUUGCCCCUGGCCUCGGUCAUCUGCCUCAUCAAUGCUGUUGGUUACUACAUCUUCCGUGGAGCCAAUUCUCAGAAAAACACCUUCCGGAAGAAUCCUUCUGAUCCCAGAGUGGCUGACCUUGAGACCAUCUCUACAGCCACAGGGCGACGGCUGCUGGUGUCUGGGUGGUGGGGUAUGGUCCGCCAUCCCAACUACCUUGGAGACCUCAUCAUGGCUCUGGCCUGGUCCUUGCCCUGUGGGGUGUCCCACCUGUUGCCCUACUUCUACCUCCUUUACUUCACUGCGCUGUUGGUACACCGUGAGGCCCGGGAUGAGCAGCAGUGUCUGCGGAAGUAUGGCCUGGCCUGGCACGCAUACUGCCGGCGUGUGCCCUACCGAAUCGUGCCCUACAUCUACUGAAGCAGCUCCACGUGUCCCAGGUCGGGCCACGUGCCCACCCAGCUGCCAGCACACCCAGCACCAGGAGCCUGGACUCACCUGGCACUCAAGGGCCUGCACCCUACCCUGCUCUGAGCUCCGACAGGCAGGGGUGAACAGCCUGAUAGGUGGUUGGAGCAAAAGGGGAAAACGAAGACAAAAUGGAGUGGAGGGGCUGCUCUUCCUCCUUGGAUAAACAUCUGGAAUGCC